Ziziphus jujuba (common jujube) is the source of this 741-nucleotide messenger RNA. RefSeq names its product methyl-CpG-binding domain-containing protein 6-like. The record is from RefSeq and is a predicted model, not a curated record. Gene Ontology annotation, molecular function: DNA binding. NCBI's taxonomy places the organism in Eukaryota, Viridiplantae, Streptophyta, Magnoliopsida, Rosales, Rhamnaceae. The coding region runs from base 1 to 627 and encodes 208 amino acids. The transcript has 3 exons.
AUGAGCCUUCCUGUGGUAAAAACUCAUCAGCAAGGAACAGUUAGCGGCGAGAUGAUGGAGGAGACACAGCCCAAGACAUCGAGCGCAGAUCAGAAGCCUAAUGAUCAUGAUCAUGAAUCAACAUGCGAGAAUGAACAAGCACCGAUGGUGCAAUUUGUACAAGGAACACUUUAUGGACUGCCAAAGCAAUGGAUUGUGGAGCAAAGGCCACGGACCUCUCUCAAGUACCUUGGCAAAAUUGAUCAUUUUUUCUAUGAGCCUUACACAGGGAAAAGAUUUCGUUCACUGAAAUCAGCACAAAAGCACAUUAUAAUGGAAGCAACAAGAAAUGAGCAAACACCAGAUCAAGCAUCACAAUUAUUACUUGAUGAUGGUCAUUUUAAGGCUUUGAGGAGCUCAUACUUUCCAUCCAACAGCACUAUUCCAAAGAAGAAUAAAAAAACGCCAAAGUUUGAUUUUGUAAAGCCACCCGAAUCUGUGACAUGGGUCCUGGAUGAUGCUGAAGCUGAUAAAUGGAGCCCAUGUAUCGGUGACACACUGGUUCCUGAGGAUGUGAAGAUCCAUUGGGCUCAAACAUUUUCAUCCAUCAAUUCUGGGAAUGACAUUGACAUCUCAUCAUCUUCUUAAUUUCAAACCCAUGUUGGUUUUUUAUGGAUCAGUGUAGUACAUGGCACUAUAACGAGAAAGGACAUGGAUCUCCCUGUAUCCAUCUAUAUAUAUAUAUAUAUAUACAUAUUUAGU